Leucoraja erinaceus (little skate) is the source of this 6213-nucleotide messenger RNA. RefSeq names its product mitogen-activated protein kinase-binding protein 1-like. Bases 46 to 4956 code for a protein of 1636 amino acids. The transcript has 31 exons. The record is from RefSeq and is a predicted model, not a curated record. Lineage: Eukaryota; Metazoa; Chordata; Chondrichthyes; Rajiformes; Rajidae. Gene Ontology annotation, molecular function: protein binding.
AGGAGAAUCGAGGGGAGUUGAGGAGAGUCGAGGAGAAGCGCCGGGAUGGCGGCCGCUGCCGCGGACAGCAACAGCAUUACCAGCCGCCUCAGGAACCUACUGCGCUCUCCCUCCGCCCUCGGCCUCAGGAGGUCGCGGCCGGUCGCCAGGGACGUCGCCGAGCGGAUUACACUGGACAAAGUCCUUGGGAUUACAGCAUCCAACAGCAGUAGUUUAGCCUGUGAUUUGACCACAGGGCUAGUGGCCUAUCCGGCAGGGUGCGUGGUGGUGCUCUGCAACCCAAAGAAGAAUAAGCAGAGUCAUAUUCUCAAUGCCUCAAGGAAAGCAAUCUGUUCUUUGGCAUUCUCACCAGAUGGAAAAUUCUUAGUUACGGGGGAGAGUGGACACUUGCCUGCAGUGCGGGUCUGGGAUGUGGCUGAGAAGACUCAAGUGGCUGAACUGCAGUGCCACAAAUAUGGAGUAUCGUGUGUGGCUUUUUCACCCAACAUGAAGUAUAUUGUAUCAGUAGGCUACCAGCAUGACAAGCUUGUGAAUGUCUGGGAUUGGAAGAAAAACUCCAUUGUAGCAUCUAAUAAAAUUUCUAGUAAAGUGACGACUGUUUCGUUUUCUGAAGACAGCAGUUACUUUGUCACAGCUGGCAACCGACAUGUUAAGUUCUGGUACCUGAAUGACUCUAAAACCUGCAAGGCAAAUAUUACAGUUCCCUUAACAGGACGAUCUGGAUUACUGGGUGAGCUCCAUAAUAACUUUUUCACUGGAGUGGCAUGUGGUAAAGGGAAAAUGGCCAAAAGCACCUUUUGCAUCACCAGUUCUGGUCUUCUCUGCCAGUUCAAUGGGAAAAAAGUACUGGAUAAAUGGUUGAAUUUAGAGACCUCUGCAGCAAAUUGUAUCGCCGCAUCCCAGGAUUUCAUCUUUUGUGGUUGUUCCAAUGGAACAUUGAAAUUAUUUAACCCUACAAACCUCCAUUUUAUCAUCAAUCUGCCCAAACCUCAUUGUCUGGGAGUCAAUGUGGCAGCAGGAAUUGAACCAAGCCGUUUAUUCACUAAGAAUUCAGCUGCUAUGUAUCCUGAUAUUAUUGGUAUGGCCUUCGACGCUUCCAAUCGAUGGUUGUCAUGUGUGUACAAUGAUCAUAGCCUCUACGUGUGGGAUACAAAAGACAUUAAGAAAAUUGGGAAGGUUUACUCAUCGUUGUAUCAUAGUUCCAGCAUAUGGAAUGUAGAGGUUUAUCCAGAGUUGGAAGAUAAUAACCUGUCUUGUCUGCCACCUUCAUCUUUUCUAACUUGUUCAUCAGACAAUACUAUACGAUUGUGGAAUUCUGGUGGUACUUCUGAAUUUCAAUUCGCUUCAUUCCGUCGUAAUAUUUAUAGCACAGAUUUAAUCAAAAUUGUGUAUGUGGACGGCAAUAUUCAGCACCUCCAAGACACAACAACCAAUCCUGACCGAACGGAAAAUGGAGGAACGUCUGAGACAAAAUCAGGAAUUCGGGUCAUAACCAUCAGCCCUGAUGGGCAGCAUCUGGCUUCUGGAGAUAGGAUGGGGACCCUGAGAAUUUUUGACCUGCAGUUCCUGGAUGAAAUAAUGAAAGUUGAGGCUCACGAUUCUGAAAUUUUGUGUCUUGAGUACUCUAAACCUGAAACUGGAAUGAAGUUGUUGGCAACAGCAAGCAGAGACCGUCUAAUUCAUAUAUUAAAAGUGGACAAACAGUAUAGCCUGGCACAGACACUAGAUGACCAUUCCUCCUCUAUUACUGCUGUGAAAUUUGCAGCUUGCAAUGAUGUUGUCAAAAUGGUUAGUUGUGGAGCUGAUAAAAGUAUCUACUUUCGUACUGCACAUAAGUCUGUCGAUGAAGUUCAGUUCUCAAGAACUCAUCAUGUUGUUGGAAAGACCACCCUGUAUGACAUGGAUGUUGAUAUCACACGAAAAUAUGCAGCUAUCUGCUGCCAGGAUAGAAAUAUUAGAGUAUUUAACAUUAACAGUGGGAAGCAACAAAAAUGUUUCAAAGGAUCACAGAGUGAAGAUGGGAUUCUCCUCAAAGUUCAGAUGGAUCCUUCCGGAACAUUUGUGGCCACUAGUUGUUCUGACAAGACUAUUUCUAUCUUUGACUUCUACACUGGAGAAUGUGUAGCCAGCAUGUUUGGACAUUCGGAAAUUGUAACUGGAAUGAAAUUUACGCACGACUGCAAAUAUCUAAUAACAGUAUCGGGAGACAGUUGCAUUUUCAUAUGGCGCUUGGACCCUCAGUUGACUGCAUGCAUGAGACAUCGUCUCUCAGAAAUUAAACAAAUCGCUAAAAAAGAUAAGACAUGUGGAACCAAGGCUUCAGCACCAAUUAGGAGAGAAACCUUUGUGGUGAAAACGUUAACUUCAGAUGGUCAGGAAGAUGAUCAAGAGGAGGAAAUAAGUGGGGAAGAUGGAGAUGAUGGGUCAUUCCAAACUCCUGUGAAAGAUCACAUGGACAGAGGUAAGGCUGAAGAUGUUGCAUUCCUGCUGACUAAUGGGAGGCUUCCAAUGUGGGCAAAGAGACUGGAGGCAGGUGAUAACAGUGUGCAGGAUGGAGUAAGAGAUAACACUGAGAAAUUUCAUCCACGAGGAAGGUGGGCUGAAAGGGUGGACAAAGAUCUUAUUCACUCCAUUCUGGGUAUGAGGCAGCUGGAGGAGUACUGUGCGACCCCAACCCCAGGCAGAAUGUCGGUUGCACCGGGAAAGCCUAACAACUGCUUGGUGACGCAGGACAAUUUUGAACCACGUAACUUCGAUAACUUUUUCAAGAUGAUGGAAUUUUCCCCUAGUCUUCUAUCAAGAAAUUCUAUGGGAAGGCCAAGUUCAAUUUGUCCAGAGGAUACUGAUAAUACCCUUUCACAGAAGAUGGAUGUGGCAGAAACUGAACCAACCAUGCAAACCUGUUAUCCUUUGCCUAAUGAUGAUAAUUCUACCAGUAUGGAGAAUGAUUAUCAAGUAAAAAACCCACCAAAAAAACUACAAGAAAGUGACUCCGAGUGGCCAGUUGUGCAUUCAGUGGAGAACAGUCCUGACAGUGCCUACUCAAUGGAUUCGGGAAGUAACCACACCACCAGCCAUGAACAACAACAGGAUGAUUCUGACUCCGUGGGCCAACUAAGUUCUGAUGGCCAUUCUUCAGGAUUAGAGGAGGACGAGGAACAGUGCAGCACAAUACCGCAGCAAUUACAUGCAGCAAAAACUCCAGAUCAAGAAACAUUCCUCAAACACAACUUUGAAGCUCUAGCUAAUGACUUUUCUCAUGAGAAAUUUGACAACUCUUUGAAAGAUGUUCAGCGAAAUGCAGAAAAUGAGAAUAACUUCUUCCUUAAUCCUCGUUUAAGUAUUUCUGCUCGAUUUCUGUCCCGCUGCCAGAAAAGCAGUAGGAUAGCAACAGCUUUCCCUGCCAACUUCCACCAGUAUAGCAAACAUUUGCAAGAAGCAACUUUCAAGCCUUUGCAGUUAUGUGCUGAAGAGAAUCCUUCUGUACAAGUUACUGGAUCCGAUGUGCAGUUGUCUUUCAAUGGGACAGAAAUUCAUGACAGUGGAGAGAGGAAUAGUGUUGAGAAAGUGAUCAGUGGGAAUGAAGGUGGUACAGAAUCAAUGUGUGCAAGUGCUGAGAUGCCCCUUGCAGUGCCUGUGAAGAAAGAUAUUACAAAUCAUGAAAGAAGUCCAAUGGGUAGAAGAUCAGCCUCGGUCAAGGACUUGAUACGAACAGAAGAACAGCCAUUGUCACCUUCAUUCAUAACAGCUUCUCAAUCAAACAAACAUGAAAUGCAAGUGAACGAGGAGGCAGGUGCCAGAUUGUCGCUGAAUGGCAAAAUAAAUCUGUUUGGCGAUUCCCUUGCAUCCAAGAACAAAUCUGGCAGAGCCAGGUCCUACAUGUAUCCAACUGCCAGCUUCAGAGCUAAGAUGUCUCGUAGUGUAUCUGUGGGAGAGAACCUGAAUCUGAAAACCUCAGGACAGUCGAGUGGUAUGAGUUUGCCCAAUUCCAAAGCAUCAUCCACUAUAGAUUUGACAACCGAGGCAGUGAUGGGAUCCAUUCCAAGUGAAGUUGGUUCAAUUGAAGAGUCUAAAGAAAUAACGUUGUCAAAACAAAUAUCGCAAAGUGGUACUUUAUCUUAUGGGAACCACCAAGCUAGAGCUAACUUGACCCUGAACCUUUCUAAAACUCAUACGGACAAGUUGUUGAUGCCUCCUCCAAUAGCUAAUGGUGUUGCAGUUUCAAAGGUUAAACAAAAGCUACGAGCUGCUCAAGAUUCCGCGCGCUUGUCAUCCGCUGCAGUUGCACCAUUGCAACCAGCGUGUUUAUCUAAAAAGUAUCAAGGUCCCCGUGACCAUGAGGAAAACGUGACCAGUCCGAGCGUGAAUUCAUUGGAAAUCCGAAAGCGAAAAAGUGAAAGUUCGGAGCAGUGCAACAGUUCAGGGGAUGCAGCAGAGCACACUUUGGAUGGAUGUCAGUCGUUGGAUUCAUUCACCAUUGCAGCACAACUUAACUGUGUCAGUCCUAACAGAGAUAGAAUGAGUGGUAAUUCCAUGACGAUCUCGGAAGGAAACAGUUUCAUGGUGGAAGUCCCCAACUCACCUGGAGAAACUCCAGAGGUUGAAGAGGAGACAAACAGUGAAGCAGAUCUUCCAGUCAGUAUCGAGAACUGUGAAUAUAUCGUAAAGGAACUUCAGAACACAUUGCAGAAGGCCGUACAGAUGUAUAGCAAGGUGACAUCCAGUGACACUGAACCGGAAGUGAAGUCCCAGAUGACAACUAUCCUGUGUGAUUCAUUUUGCUCUGUCAGGAAGCACUUGAACUCUGUAGCAUGUUUGCCAAUUUCAGAUGCUGUGGCAAACAAGUCGCCUUUCCCUUCAGAAUCUCCGGAUAAGAGCAGGACGACAGUUCUGCUUGAGCACUAUUCGGAACUGUUGAUAGAAAUGGUAACACAGAAACUGCAAUUACAGAAUUAAAAGGCACUUCUGAAAGCACAGAUGUUAAACGUGGCCUGGUCCUUGGAGGAUUGUACAGCGCUCCAGUAAAGAAAUGAAAUUCCUCAUCAAUUCAUAGUUUGCUGUUAUAUUUAUAAGCUAGAUAUUCUUUCCAGAAUCCGUUGUGCUAUUCGGAAUCGAUCCCUAAUUCUUAACCCUUCGUUGCCACGAAUAUAACAAACAGAAAACGUUUUAUAUUUUCAAGUAAUUCAGGAUUCUACCUGUCUCUCCUCCCCACACUCCUAGGCAAAAAAAAUUAAUAAUUACGUCACCUAUACUGAGAAAUAGGCUUGUAACUUUUUUAAAGUUCUCAAUGAGAAAACUAACUUUGCUCUUUAUUUGUUAUUUGUUUUGGAAAAUGUGCAGUAUUAAUUUGUGAAAUAGUCGCAAACCUGCAAAAUAUACAAAAGAUACAGCUAGCUCUAUUGUGGUUGGAGUUAAACUUGUCUCAAACUGCAACUUACCUCUAAUUCUCCAUAUGUUUUAAUAUAAUUAUCCAAUAAUUUCAAUUGAUUAUGCACUAUUAUAAAGUGGUUUGGAAAAAAAACCCAAUAUUUUUUUAAAAAUUGGAUUGAGACGAAUAGGUCAUAUUUCACAUCCCAGAUACAGUAUAGAGUACAGCUUGUUGCAUCUGACCAGUUGCAAUAACAGCAUUAUGGUACAUCAAAAAUAAUUUACAAGCUGGCUAACUGAAUUGUGUAUUUCAAUUUUGUCUCUUGAAGGGAAAUUUUUAAUUUUUAUUUUUUGAUCUGGCCCAAGGAAUUGUCAACUCAAGCUGGUUUCUUGCAUCCUUGUUGUUUUACAAAUAUAUAUAUGUAUUUUCAUGUAACUAUUUUUAGAGCAGGUUUGAAAUUUUAAAAAGUAGCUACAAUUGUGAAAUCUGUCCGAAUUGUAAAAUAAUGGGGUGGGGAGAGAAAAUGGUAUUUGUCUUAAUCAGGAUUCUGAUAGGCUUUUUCUUAAAAUUGCAUGAGUAUUUUAAAAUGCUAUAUGAUCCAUGUGGAUACAUUUGCUUUUCAUGCUACUGUACAUAUACCUGUCUAAAGUUAGUUUAUACAAUGCAAUAAUGUGUUAAAAUAGGCACAACCUGUUUUGAAAUUGCAUUAUUUUAGGAUUUCUUUUGUUGUAAAUGCUUUUCUAGUUUGUGUGGAGAUUUUUGUGAAUCUCUUGCCUGGAAUCUUUUGAAAUAAACACUGUUUCAUAUCAAAUUUGGAGGUGAGGUGAAGCAUUUUUAAUAUACUA